AGAGCAGUGGAAAGAAAAAAUGUAGUGAGGUACAGGUAAAAUCGCUCCCGCAGCGGAAAAGUUCCCGAAGUCUCCGUUCCUCUUCCGAUUCUCUUGCUCUUACUUCUUAAGGCAACCCAUAAAUAAACUAUGAACGAUUUUAUCUCUUUGCUUCAAGAUAGAGGAUCUGUAGCCUGGACAAGGGUCAUGCUUGAUUGACUGGGACUUGGUGCUUACAAAGGAGGUUUGAAACUUUUGUCAGAAUUACUGCUCAGAUGGAUGAUGGAGGGCAUCGUGAAAAUGGAAGACACAAAGCAGACCAGUAUAAAUCAGCUCAGGGUCAGUGGUUGAUGCAACAUCAGCCAUCAAUGAAGCAGAUAAUGACCAUUAUAGCUGAAAGAGAUGCAGCUCUUCAAGAACGAAAUUUGGCCCUUUCUGAAAAAAAGGCAGCUUUUGCAGAACGAGACAUGGCAAUUUUGCAACGAGAUGCAGCAAUAGCAGAACGGAAUAAUGCCAUAAUGGAACGGGACAAUGCCAUUGCCACUCUUCAAUAUAGGGAAAACUCCUUGAGCAGUGGCAAUAUGUCCUCAUGCCCACCAGGAUGCCAAAUCUCACGAGGGGUGAAGCACAUCCACCAUCCCCAACAGCACGUUCAUCAUCUACCCCACAUGGGUGAGGCUUCUAACAAUAUAAGGGAUAUGCACACAAGCGAUGGCCUUGCAGCAUCACAAGUUGAGUCUGAGACUGCCAAGUCACGGCGAGCUAAACGAACAAAAGAGACGAAGGGGAUGACAACUGCAAGCAAGGCCUCAAAACCUCCAAGGAAGAUUAAGAGCGAGAGUGAUGACUUGAAUAAAAUCAUGUUUGGAAAGUCACAAGAGUGGAAGGGUGGGCCGGAAAUGGGUGUUGGAAGUGAUGAUCUGAACAGACAAUCUGGGGCUUCAAAGUCUGAUUGGAAGGGACAGGACCUGGGGUUGAAUCAGGUUUCAUUUGACGACUCAACCAUGCCUGCACCAGUAUGUUCCUGCACUGGAAUCCUAAGGCAGUGUUAUAAAUGGGGAAAUGGGGGGUGGCAAUCUUCAUGCUGCACAACAACCCUGUCAAUGUAUCCUCUACCAGCUGUGCCCAACAAGCGGCAUGCCCGAGUCGGUGGGCGAAAGAUGAGCGGAAGUGCCUUUAACAAGCUUAUCAGCCGCCUUGCAGCAGAAGGCCAUGAUCUGUCAAAUCCCGUUGACCUGAAAGAUCACUGGGCCAAGCAUGGGACAAAUCGCUACAUAACAAUCAAGUAGACUAGUAAAUUUUAAUGGAAUGGAGGUAUAGGAUAAUAGUUAAACAGCUAAUGACGAGCAGGUAUCCAUCUUAUACUACUUCCCUUUCAGCCGUGGAGUAAAAGAAAGAAAUUGAUAAUUGGCAAACGAAUGAGCUUGUUAGUAGCCCUGCCAGUUUACCCCUCCUGCAGAAAAUCAGCAUUCUCUGUUGUUGUCGAUGUAACUAUUUUGUCCACAUCAAUAAAGAACGAAAGCCGCCUCCUAUGUCUCGCCUAAACUACCUUAGUUUAGGACUAGUGAUUAGUCGCCCAUGUGACAUGUCGGAGUUCUGUCUAGAUUGUUGUGGAACUUGCACUCUUGAAUGAAAAGCGUCAGUCUAUAAGUUAUUUUUUUUUAUCGA
This is a messenger RNA of Juglans regia (Persian walnut), 1647 nucleotides long. Its product is annotated as protein BASIC PENTACYSTEINE6-like. Lineage: Eukaryota; Viridiplantae; Streptophyta; Magnoliopsida; Fagales; Juglandaceae. Gene Ontology annotation, cellular component: nucleus. The coding region runs from base 255 to 1268 and encodes 337 amino acids. Gene Ontology annotation, biological process: response to ethylene. Gene Ontology annotation, molecular function: sequence-specific DNA binding; DNA-binding transcription factor activity. The transcript is spliced from 4 exons. The record is from RefSeq and is a predicted model, not a curated record.